Messenger RNA from Aspergillus ibericus CBS 121593, 2807 nucleotides. RefSeq names its product ribonuclease P/MRP protein subunit POP1. NCBI's taxonomy places the organism in Eukaryota, Fungi, Ascomycota, Eurotiomycetes, Eurotiales, Aspergillaceae. Bases 111 to 2738 code for a protein of 875 amino acids. The transcript has 2 exons. Gene Ontology annotation, biological process: tRNA 5'-leader removal. The record is from RefSeq and is a predicted model, not a curated record. Gene Ontology annotation, cellular component: nucleolar ribonuclease P complex; ribonuclease MRP complex.
CAUGAUUCCAGGCCCGAACCGCAGGGUUCAGAAGCUUUAUUCCACUUCCAGCGUCCCUCUCAUUUUAUUUCCCUCCCCCCUUCGGAACCUCCACCUCUUUCGCGGCCACCAUGGCCUUUAAUCCUCCCUCGAAGCGCAAGCCCGGCUUCGCGGGCAACCAGAACGGCAUCUCCGCCGCCGCCCGCAAGCGGGCCAAAACGUUCGAUGCCCGCUCUCUCGCCGUGCAGGCGGCCGACGCUGCACUUUCUGCGUCCGGAGAACUCAAUGUCGCGGCUUAUGUGGAGGCGAGGGAAUUCGAGAUCCGGUCGCUGGAGUCGGGGAUGCAGCGAUCGAAGUCUGCGUUGACGAGUCGUGCGUUUCAGAAAGUGCCGAGGUCGUUGCGACGACGGACGGCGAGUCAUAAUGUGAAGAGGGUUCCGAAGAGGUUGAGGGCGAGGGCGAAGAGAGAGAUGCUCGAAGACAACACCCCCACUGUAUCAUCCCGGACGAGAAAACCGACGGAACAGAUGCGCAUUCGACUUGAAACGGCCCGCCGAUUACAGAAUCUGAACGCGAAGAGUAAAGCCAAGCGGGCGGCUUUGAAAGCGGAGCGGGAUAAGGAGACUCGAGUGGCGUUGGAAGAAUCCGGCAGUCAUGCGUUUGAGAUUGCGCCGCGGGUGCCGAAGAUCAAGAAGAAUAAAUUGUCGAGGCCGAAUCCGCCGGAGGCGAAGUUUAAGAAGCGACAGCGGUGCAAGACUUGGCUGCCGACGCAUAUGUUUCAUGCGAAGAGGGCGCAUAUGACGACGUCGAAGAAUCCGUUGUGGCGGUUUGCCUUGCCCGUGUCGCCGACGGAGAAGAGUUAUCGGCCUACGCAUCGGGCGAGGGGGUCGAGGGGGGCUGUGGCGUGGGAUAUGAGUUAUGUGGCUACGAUUCAGUUGGAGGGGACGGAGGAGGCCCUGGAGGGGGUGUUGAGGGCUGUUGGGGUUGAUGGGCAGGAUGCUUGGGGGGUUAAGGGGAGGAAGUGGAGGGCUGGGACGAGGUGUUUGCGGGCGUGGAUGUUUGAGUGGGAGGGGGAACGCAGGCCGAUUGCGCCGGUCACGUUGAUUCGGUGUGCUGAGGCCAAGGGGGAGGAUGUGGAGAUGGCUGAUGCUGAUGAUGCUGGGAAGGGGAAGAAACAGAAGGAUAGGAAGAAGGUAUUUGUGAGAGUGCACCCGUCUGCGUUUUUGCAGCUGUGGAAUGCACUCCUGGGCAUUUCGAAGAAGCAGAAUCCUCCUGUUAUGGUGGAAGAUUUGCGGUUCGAGAUUGGCAGCAUUGAAAUCACCGGUCCAGGCGCAAUGGAGGCAUUGCUCGCGUCUUUCAAGCCAGUUGCUGUGGAUGGGAAGGAUAUUGCAGCGAAUAGCCCGGAGGCUACAUGGAACUCUCUCCUGGGGGUAUCGAAUCCUUCGUCUCUGCCACAGAAUGCUGUUCUUGGUUUCUCUGUCUCCGAUCCCCGUCUCGAAUUUCCGCCCAAGACCCUGAAGCCGCCAUCAUCCGACAGCCAGAUGCAAGAUCUGGCUAUUUUGCUCUCAACAUGGUCUCCGGACAACACACAGACAGCGCCUGCUCUCUUCGACCGUCGCACUCGGUUGGCUGCUGCGCGCCAGUUGCCUAGCCAGAAGGCUAUCAACCGGCGUCGUUCUGAAGCUGGCCCGGGUACACGCCCGCCAGCGAAGGAUACUGAUCCAAAGAUACCUGUGAUUGCUCUCGCCUGCCGACCUAGUGUCUAUUCUAAGAACAGCAACGCCCCGGGGAGCUGGACUGUUCUCCUCCCGUGGAAAUGCGUACUUCCUUUCUGGUACUCGCUAAUGUACUAUCCACUCUCGAGCGGCGGGAACCCACGAUUUGGAGGCUUGAAAGAACAACAGCAGCUCGCAUUCGAGUCAGGGGAGGCUUGGUUUCCUGGUGAUUUCCCUGGCAUCCGGGCAGGCUGGGAAUGGGGCCUGCGGGAGAGGGAAGAGGCCAAGCAGGAGUGGGAGCGGCGGCCGAAGGGGCGCAGAACCGAGUUUGAGAGCAUUGACCUGAAAAAUGGCCAGAAGGGUGAGGUCGGACGUGGCUGGGCCUGCGACUGGGAGAGGCUCGUUCAGGGUCCGACAGAGUGCAAGGAUAAGGAACAGCUUUCAGAGACUGCACCUGAUGCCAAACCCGAAGAUGCCAAACCUGAGGAUAGUGUCAUCUACCCACCGAUGGACAUUCACCAACUGUCAACAUCCGAGGCAGCUAAGACACUGAAGAACCCUCCCUCCACCAUCAACGCCUCAGCUCUGGCAACCGUCAAACUCUCACUCCUCCACCGCGGAACACCCACCCCCCGAGCCCGCAUCUACCGUCUCCCAACCACCGAUCCCGAACUACGCCAGAAAUGGCUUUCCCUCGCAUCAACCAAGCCCGACGAUACCCAAAAGCAACCUCAAAAGCAACAAGCCCCUGGCAAUACCGAGGAAGCUCGGCAACGUCUCGCCGCAUCUCUCAUUGCCCCGUCCGCCGAUGCAGACGCCCGCCAGGAACACCUACCGGUUCCAACAGAAGCAGAUCUCAUCGGGUUCAUCACGACGGGUAACUACAACCUCGCAGAAGGCAAGGGCACGGGCAUUGGGUCCAUCCAAUUGUCGAAGGUGGUGAAUACGGAUUCGAGUAAGGGUAAAGCCAGUGGGAAGAAUAUGUGUAUCAUCCGGAGUGCGGGUGAGACGGUGGCACGGGUGGGAUUCUGGGAGCUCGUAUAACGGUGUAUGAAUAAUGUGGAAUUUAGACAUGAUACCCUGUGUCUCAAUGAAUUGGACUGUUUGCUAGGG